AAUGGAUCCUUUCCACAUUAAAGAAGAAACUGAAAUGGAGCCGGUCCACAUUAAAGAGGAGUCUGUUGACUUGUUGCUUAAGGAUUCAGAAAGCAUAUCCCGGCCAAAGAUAUAUCAAUGUACUGAAUGUGGGAAAAACUUAAGUCGGUUAGGACACCUAAAAAGACACCAACGAAUUCAUACUGGAGAGAAGCCGCAUCACUGUACUGUAUGUGGGCAGAGUUUCAGUCAGUUAGGAACCCUAAAAAGACACCAGCUAAUUCACACUGGAGAGAAGCCCCAUCACUGUACUGAAUGUGGGGAAAGCUUCAGUCGGUUAGGAAGUCUAAAAAGACACCAGCGAAUUCACACUGGAGAGAAGCCGCAUCACUGUUCUGAAUGUGGGAAGCGUUUCAGUCAUAUAGAAAGCCUAAAAAUACACCAGCGAAUGCACACUGGAGAGAAGCCGUAUCUCUGUUCUGAAUGUGGGGAAAGUUUCAGUGUGUCAGCAAAUCUAAAUAUACACCAGAGAAUUCACACUGGAGAGAAGCCGUAUCACUGUUUUGAAUGUGGGAAGAGUUUCAGUCAGCUAGGAAGCCUAAAAUUACACCAGCGAAAGCACUCUGGAGAGAAGCCGUAUCACUGUUCUGAAUGUGGGGAGAGUUUCAGUGUGUCGGCAAACCUAAACAUACACAUGCGAAUUCACACUGGAGAGAAGCCGUAUCACUGUUUUGAAUGUGGGAAGCGUUUCAGUCAGCUAGGAAGCCUUAAAAUACACCAGCGAAUGCACUCUGGAGAGAAGCCGUAUCACUGUUCUGAAUGUGGGGAGAGUUUCAGUGUGUCGGCAAACCUAAACAUACACCGGCGAAUUCACACUGGAGAGAAACCGUAUCACUGUCAUGAAUGUAAGAAGAGCUUCAGUCAGUUAGGAAGCUUAAAAACACACCAGCGAAUUCACAGUGGAGAAUAGCCAUAUCACUGUACAAAGACAUUUGCUCCCACCAAUCAACUGAAAAAGUGUAAAUGUCAGUUUUUAAAAUGCAGUUGAAACUGAUAUAAAUCCAAUUUUCUAAGCAGUAUUACAAUGCUCCUUGUUUUCGGUCCUUCCAGCCCAGGUUUUUGUUUCAACCUAAUUGUAGAUUAAUGAAUCAACUUUCUUAUAAAUCAUUCAGGGCAACUGCUAUAUAUCAAUCAAACCUGUGUGAUUUUCCAGUGAUAAUUUAUGUUAAAGAAACCUGUUUGUGCCAACCUAAGUGGAUGUAAUCAUGCUUUAGUAUACAUGUGUGGCAAAGCAGCUGUCAAAUGUGUACUUGUAU
Polyodon spathula (Mississippi paddlefish) is the source of this 1295-nucleotide messenger RNA. RefSeq names its product zinc finger protein 239-like. Gene Ontology annotation, biological process: regulation of transcription by RNA polymerase II. Gene Ontology annotation, molecular function: RNA polymerase II cis-regulatory region sequence-specific DNA binding; DNA-binding transcription factor activity. NCBI's taxonomy places the organism in Eukaryota, Metazoa, Chordata, Actinopteri, Acipenseriformes, Polyodontidae. The transcript has a single exon. The record is from RefSeq and is a predicted model, not a curated record. Bases 2 to 949 code for a protein of 315 amino acids.